AAGACACGUUGUGGUAAAAUAAGUAACCGUUACAAAGAAAAAAGCUUUUGCUUCUACUUUUGCUUUUGGUUUUACUCACAAAAAGUAAACUUUGAAUUAAACGUUAUUAAUUUUCAUUUAACUUCGUAUAUAACGAUGAGGCAGAUAAGCCACAGCUGUUAUUAUGAAGCUGCUAAAUUUUCUUUAAUGAAACUAUAUUUUAAUUAAAUAAUACAAAAGUUUAUGUCAGGAGUUUGAUUAUUACAGAGAAGACUAAUUGCUUCUUUACGACAACUUUAAUUAAUUUAAAAAAAAAAAAAUCCGAAUCUUACCUAAAUUAAGGUCUUCGAAUGGGACCCACCUCUGUAAGACGCCGGUUUCGUCCCUUCUCUCUCUUUGCUUUUGUCCAAAAUAAAGUUUCUUUUCUUUUCUCCUUAAAAAAAUGAUUUCUUGAAACAGUCGGAGGGGAUGCCUUGAGUUUAUUGCAGAAGCUAGAGAGAGAGUGUGUGUGUGUGUCUGCGUGUGUCAAAGAAAAGUCUUCUCUUUCACACCUUUCGUUUUCUCGAAACCUCUUUAAAGAAGAUGGUGGUGGAAUCUUGGGUUUGACAACUCAUCACCAGCCCUACUCUCUCUCUCUCUUUUAAGCUUCCUUCCUCCAAGCAUCCACCAAGGUCCUCAUCACUCUCUCUCUCUCUCUCUCUCUCAAUUCCUUCUCCUUUUGGUGUAUCAAGUUUGAUUUUUACUUUGAUCUUGUAGUUAAAGAAGCAACCUUUUCGUCUUCAAGCUUAAGAAAGCCAACUUCUUUUUUGUAGAAUGGGGCUCGACAUGGAGGAGAUAGAAGGAACCAACAGAGCAGCUGUAGAGAGUUGUCAUAGAGUUCUUAACCUCUUACAUCAACUAGAUCAUGGGAGGAGUUUAGUGUCUGAAACUAGAGAAGCUGUGUCUAGGUUCAAGAGAGUUGGGAGUCUGUUAAGCAAAAGUGUGGGUCAUGCCAGGUUUAGAAGAGCCAAUAAGAAGCCUCUGACCCAUUUGUCUCAAACCAUCUUCCUUGAUCCUUGUCUUCUCCAAACAACUCAACUUCCAGAAUCAUCUCAGAAACUCCGGUCUGGUUUCCAUGAACUGAGCUUGAGACCCAAUGAUUCUCUCACUUUAGGGACCCGGUCUUUCAGUUUAAAAGCCCCUCCUCUCCUUCAGCUUAACCAACAACAGCAGCAGCAACAGUUGCAGGCUCACCAUCUACAUCAGCAGCAACAAAGACAUCAUCAAGCUGAGAUUAUGCUAAGGAAGUGCAGUGGAGGGAUAAGUCUGAGCUUCGAUAACUCGAGCUGUACACCAACCAUGUCAUCAACUAGGUCCUUUGUUUCAUCGCUUAGCAUAGAUGGUAGCGUGGCCAAUGCAGAAGGGAGAAACUCCUUUCAUGUGGUAGGUGAUCAGAGUUUAUUACCACACUCCAAGAGAAAAUGCCUCUUGAAAGGAGACGAACAUGGAAGCUCUAGCCGAUGCCACUGCUCUAAGAAGAGGAAACAUAGGGUUAGGAGAUCGAUAAGAGUGCCUGCUAUAAGCAACAAGGUUGCUGAUAUCCCUCCUGAUGAUUACUCGUGGAGAAAGUAUGGUCAGAAACCAAUCAAGGGCUCUCCUUAUCCCAGGGGAUAUUACAAGUGCAGUAGCAUGAGAGGUUGUCCAGCGAGGAAGCACGUAGAGAGAUGCGUGGAAGAUCCGGCGAUGCUUAUUGUUACUUAUGAAGCAGAGCAUAGCCACCCAAAGUUGCCAUCUCAAGCCGUAACAACAUAACUUUCGUUGAUCCUGUGUGCGCAAUGAUGAUAGAUGGACGUUGAAUCUGCUCUAAUAUUGUGUGUGAUAAAAUGAUGGGCUUGUAGUUGGUUGGGGUGUGGAUUUGCUUGUGAGAGGGUUUGGUUUUAAGGGGUAAACGUAGGAUUUGUCAAGACUUUUUUUUCUUCUUGUUAUUUCUAUCAAGUGUAAUGCUCUUAAUGCUUCGCAAUUUUUCUUAAUCUCAGCUUCCAUUUGAGAA
This is a messenger RNA of Brassica rapa (field mustard), 2008 nucleotides long. Its product is annotated as probable WRKY transcription factor 21. Gene Ontology annotation, molecular function: DNA-binding transcription factor activity; sequence-specific DNA binding. Gene Ontology annotation, biological process: regulation of DNA-templated transcription. The record is from RefSeq and is a predicted model, not a curated record. NCBI's taxonomy places the organism in Eukaryota, Viridiplantae, Streptophyta, Magnoliopsida, Brassicales, Brassicaceae.